Molecule: messenger RNA, 639 nt
Organism: Penaeus indicus
Lineage: Eukaryota; Metazoa; Arthropoda; Malacostraca; Decapoda; Penaeidae
Product: golgin subfamily A member 6-like protein 25
Exons: 2
Coding region: 1-639 (212 amino acids)
Source: RefSeq, a predicted model, not a curated record
AUGAACAAGAAAAAGAUCAUGUUCAACUGUAUUCAGCUCAAUUCGAACAGAUACAGUGUUAAGCCCAACACCGGCGCCCACGCAAACGCUGCGGAGAGAACCUGUAGAGAACCUGGAGAGAACCUGGAGGACCCCGAGAGAACCUGGGGAGAACCUGGAGAGAACCUGGAGGACCCCGAGAGAACCUGGAGAGAACCUGAAGAGAACCUGGAGGAGCCCGAGAGAACCUGGAGAGAACCUGGAGAGAACCUGGAGUACCCCGAGAGAACCUGGAGAGAACCUGAAGAGAACCUGGAGGAGCCCGAGAGAACCUGGAGGAGCCCGAGAGAACCUGGAGAGAACCUGGAGGAGCCCGAGAGAACCUGGAGAGAACCUGGAGAGAACCUGGAGGACCCCGAGAGAACCUGGAGAGAACCUAGAGGACCCCGAGAGAACCUGGAGAGAACCUGGAGGACCCCGAGAGAACCUGGAGAGAACCUGGAGGACCCCGAGAGAACCUGGAGAGAACCUGGAGAGAACCUAGAGGACUCCGAGAGAACCUGGAGAGAACUUGGAGAGAACAUGGAGGACCCCGGAGAGAACCUGAAGAGAACCUGGAGAGAACCUGGAGGACCCCGAGAGAACCUGAAGAGAACCUGA